Molecule: messenger RNA, 1167 nt
Organism: Candidula unifasciata
Lineage: Eukaryota; Metazoa; Mollusca; Gastropoda; Stylommatophora; Geomitridae
Source: the annotation of a GenBank genome assembly
CUGUAGUGAUGACAGCCAGUUAAACUCCAGCCUUGACCGGUACCAACUGGCAGGAGAGAAGUAUAAACUGUUACCUCGGAAAAGGGAGAGAGAAACUGUCAUAAUGGUGGACAUACCCAAGUCUCGUCUCUCCAUGCCGUCGACACAGAAUAAAAACCCAGUGCCUGCCGAAGAUCCUUCCGGAAUGGAGGAACCUAGAAAAUUUGACUCUACUGGCAUGUUUCACUGGUGUCCAGACAGGCCACUCAAUGAGACGCUUUUGGACCGAAGUCAAGCGUCUGCCAGUUGUUUGCGCAAUCAUGUUGUUGUUUGUUUGUUUGCCGAUGCUACCUCUCCUCUGAUUGGGCUGCGGAACUUGGUGAUGCCCCUACGUGCCAGCAACUUCCAUUACCACGAGCUGAAGCACACAAUCAUCGUUGGAAACUUGGAGUACCUUCACAGGGAAUGGAAAACGUUACAGAACUUCCCUAAGCUGUCAAUUUUACCGGGCUCACCUUUAAAUCGUGCCAACCUCCGAGCUGUGAACAUCAAUUUGUGUGACAUGUGUGUCAUUGUGUCUGCCAAGGAUCGCAACAUGGAGGAUCCCAACCUUGUAGAUAAAGAGGCCAUUCUCUGCUCCCUCAACAUAAAGGCCAUGACCUUUGAUGACACGAUGGGUCUCAUACAGUCAUCCAGCAGCAAAACUAAUGACUCAAACGUUCAGUUCCUCGACCAAGAUGAUGAUGAUGACCCUGACACUGAGCUCUAUAUGACCCAGCCAUUUGCAUGUGGUACAGCGUUUGCUGUCAGUGUCCUGGAUUCAUUAAUGAGCACUAGCUACUUCAAUGACAAUGCCCUCACCUUGAUCAGGACCUUGAUAACUGGAGGAGCAACCCCUGAAUUAGAGCAGAUUUUGGCGGAAGGAGCUGGGAUGAGAGGAGGAUACUGCUCACCAAGCGUGCUUGCCAACAGAGACAGAUGCAGGGUGUCCCAAAUUUCUUUGUUUGACGGGCCUUUGUCACAGUUUGGGCAAGGGAGAACUUACGGAGAUUUGUUUAUUUUUGCAUUGAGAAACUUCGGAAUACUAUGCAUCGGCUUAUAUAGAUUCAGGGACACAAAUGAGUCUGUGCAAAGUCCAUCUUCUAAACGCUAUGUCAUCACAAAUCCUCCAGAAAAUUUUCCAUUAUU